AUGAGGACGGCCAGGCGAGCCAGCAACGUGGAGGUGCCCUCCUUCCUCCGUCAGCUGGUCAAAGAGACGGAGAAGAUGGUCACCUUCUUCUUCAAAGGGGGAUCCAGGGAAACGGGGCCCGGAGAGGAGGACGACCUGGACGAGGAUGACUCGAUGCCGAGCCCGUACCUGGAGCGCCCCAUCCUAGAGAAGCACGUGUCAGAGGGGGGGUCCCAUUUGGGGGUGAACUAUGCUGUGGCCAGCAUGCAGGGCUGGAGGGCUCAGAUGGAGGACGCCCACACAUGCAUGCCCCAACUGAGAGGAGAGCUGACAGACUGGGGAUACUUUGCUGUUUUUGAUGGACAUGCAGGCACCACAGUGGCACAGUACUGCGCCAGAAACCUGCUGGAUCAUGUCAUGGCUACAGGUGGGAUCACAGCAAACGAGGACCCUGAGCAGGUGAAGGAAGGGAUCCGUGAAGGCUUCCUCGACAUCGACCGUCACAUGCACAAACUGGCUCGCCAGGACAACUGGGACAGAAGCGGCUCCACGGCGGCCGCCGUCAUGAUCUCGCCGCGCCACAUUUACUUCAUCAACUGCGGAGACUCGCGCACGCUGCUCUGCCACAACGGCCAGGUGGUCUUCUACACCGAGGACCACAAGCCGUUCAACCCCAGGGAAAAGGAGCGCAUCCAGAACGCUGGCGGCUCGGUGACCCUGCAGAGAGUCAACGGCUCGCUGGCUGUCUCCAGAGCGCUGGGAGACUUUGACUUCAAGGAGGUGGACUGGAGGCCGCAGACGGAGCAGCUGGUGUCGCCGGAGCCGGAGGUGUACGAGCUGGAGAGGACGCCUGAAGACGAGUUCCUCAUCCUGGCGUGCGACGGCGUGUGGGACGCCAUUGGGAAUGAAGAACUGUGCGCGUUUGUGCGCAGCCGCCUGCAGGUGUGCGACGACCUGAGAGAGAUCUGCACCCAAGUCAUUGACCUCUGCCUCUAUAAGGGCAGCCUGGAUAACAUCAGCAUCAUCCUCGUCUGCUUCCCCGGCGCCCCCCAGGUGUCGCAGGAGGCACUGCAGCAGGAGGCCGAGCUGGAGCAGCAGAUUGAUAUGAAAGUGGAAGAAAUUCUUCAGAUGAUGCGGUCCAGAGAAGAGGACCCCGACCUUCUGUAUGUGAUUAAAUUCCUGGCAGCUGAGGAGAUGCCUGGGCUUCCACCAGGAGGAGGCAUCACCAGCAAACGAGACUGUAUCAUUUCUGCAUAUCAAAAACACGUCAUGGCUCUGAGGAGUCAGGAGCCAAUGGACAUCGAAGGAUCAGAGGAAGACUCAAAUUGAAGCAGUUACCAUGGAAACAGAGUCAACAUCAGCUUCACAGUCUCUAUGGAGACCACGAUGCUUAAAUGAGAAACUUUACAUUUUAGACGAGCGCUAAACUGCGGACGAUUCCUCAUGUGAUAUAUUCUCUUUGACUACAGCCAUAAAUAUUUGCUUCCUGGUCGAUUAAAAUGAAAUUUGGAUGAAA
Stegastes partitus (bicolor damselfish) is the source of this 1495-nucleotide messenger RNA. It is a transcript of the gene ppm1na, whose product is annotated as protein phosphatase, Mg2+/Mn2+ dependent, 1Na (putative). Lineage: Eukaryota; Metazoa; Chordata; Actinopteri; Pomacentridae. The transcript has 6 exons. Gene Ontology annotation, biological process: protein dephosphorylation. The record is from RefSeq and is a predicted model, not a curated record. Gene Ontology annotation, molecular function: magnesium ion binding; protein serine/threonine phosphatase activity; manganese ion binding. The coding region runs from base 1 to 1308 and encodes 435 amino acids.